This is a messenger RNA of Polyodon spathula (Mississippi paddlefish), 2396 nucleotides long. Its product is annotated as alpha-galactosidase A-like. The coding region runs from base 83 to 1381 and encodes 432 amino acids. NCBI's taxonomy places the organism in Eukaryota, Metazoa, Chordata, Actinopteri, Acipenseriformes, Polyodontidae. Gene Ontology annotation, cellular component: cytoplasm. Gene Ontology annotation, biological process: glycosylceramide catabolic process; glycoside catabolic process; oligosaccharide metabolic process. Gene Ontology annotation, molecular function: alpha-galactosidase activity. The transcript has 7 exons. The record is from RefSeq and is a predicted model, not a curated record.
AAACGGUUGCAAAGAGCAGAAGGGGGUAACCCAGUUUCUUCAGGCUGAUUGUAGUGAAGGCGUCGGUAGUUCGUGCACUACAAUGGCGAAAACUGGGGUUAGUCUAGUAAUAACAAUUUGUGCAUUGAUCUGCCCUGUCCACUUACUGGACAAUGGCCUUGCACAGACCCCAACCAUGGGCUGGUUACAUUGGGAAAGGUUUAUGUGUAACGUUGACUGUGUGAACGAUCCCCACAAUUGUAUAAGCGAGCAGCUGUACAUGCAGAUGGCUGACAUUAUGGUGCAGGAGGGCUGGAAGGAGGCUGGCUAUGAGUAUGUGUGCAUCGACGACUGCUGGCUCGCCCAGGAACGGGAUGCCCAGGAUCAGCUGCAAGCCGAUCCCACACGCUUCCCCAGCGGGAUCAAGAAACUCGCUGAUUACGUUCACUCUAAAGGGCUGAAACUAGGGAUCUACCAGGACGUUGGCAAUCUGACCUGUGCUGGAUACCCUGGGAGUUAUGGAUACUAUGACUUGGACGCAGAGACCUUUGCGCAAUGGGAGGUGGACCUGCUGAAAUUUGACGGAUGCAGUUUUGGCACGUUAGACAUACUGGUGGCAGGUUAUAAAAAUAUGUCAAGGGCACUGAAUGAGACUGGAAGGAAUAUUCUGUACUCUUGUGAAUGGCCUCUAUACCUGUGGCCUUUUCAGCAGCCCAACUAUACCGAUAUCCGUCAGUACUGCAACCACUGGAGAAAUUAUGCUGACGUGUAUGAUUCCUGGCAGAGUGUGAAAAGCAUUAUUGACUGGUCUGCGAUCCACCAGAAUCUGAUUGUGCCAGUGGCAGGACCGGGAGGGUGGAAUGACCCGGAUAUGCUGGUGAUUGGUAACUUUGGGCUGAGCUGGGACCAGCAGGUAUCCCAGAUGGCAAUGUGGGUGAUGAUGGCAGCACCGCUGCUGAUGUCCAAUGACCUGCGCAGUAUUGACCCCAAAUCCAAAAUGCUGCUGCAGAACAAGCACCUCAUUGCCAUCAACCAGGACCCCCUGGGCAGACAGGGCUACCGCAUCGGCAGGGUCAACAGCUUUGACAUAUGGGAGCGGCCCCUGUCAGGUGGCCGCUUCGCGUUCGCGGUGUUUAACAGACAGGAGAUCGGUGGCCCACGCCACUUUCCUCUCUUGCUGACUACUCUUUCCUCCUGGAAGGCCUGCCAUCCAACAUGCAGUGUUACCCAAAUCCUUCCCAGUUACCAGGAUCUGGGAGUCCACAACCCCUUUUCAGCCCUACAACUCCAAAUCAACCCAUCUGGGACAAUCCUGUUCACUGUGACAUUGAACGAGAAUCUGGCUGCUGGAAAAAAAUGGAACUGGAACAAGAAGCGUAAGACUCCCAACUCUGUAUUUUAAUACAGGACAGCUUCAGCAAUGCUAGUACAUGCUGAUGGCUGGAAUUCAAAUAGAACCUAAAAUCUUUUUGAUUCUUUGUACAAACAUGUCAGUUUAGCUGAAACACAUGGAUUCCAAAAACCAAAGCUUUUUUUUUGUUUGUUUUAUUUAGUAAGCUAAUGCAGAGACCUCGAUGUUAUUAACCCUUUGCAGUCCUAUGUCGGACCAAGUCUGACGUUACAAUUUUCCCAUUACAGUUCAACAUAAUCCUAAAGACGUAAAGCGCAGGUCUCUAGUCAUUCUUUUUGCGGAAAAAGCCAAGAAAACCUUUCAAUGGCGUGUGUGAAAAUAAAUUGGACCUGAUGCGCUUGACAAGCGCUGAAUAAAUGGACUGCAAAGGGUUAAAGUUUGCAAGCUUAUUUUUUAUACCAGAUUGUAACUUAUCAGGCUGUUUUGUGAAUGUGCCUCUAAUGCAUGUAAUUUCCAAAAGCAUAAAAGCAUUUCACUAGCAAUGUUACAUUGCUGCAUCAGAAGUACAAGUAAAAUUUAACUUGGAUUACUAAAACUGUCUUAAAACAGUUGGAAAAUGCUUAAAACAUGGACUGUGAUUUUAGCAGGCUAACAUUUAAAAUAAAUAAAUAAAUAAACUCUUUCUGUUGCCUUCGUAGCAAAGGUCUGUAUAUACUUCUGUUUUAUAUGAAGAAGCUGGUCUUCUUGACUGCAUUUAUUCAGUAUAGGCACCAGCAUUGGGUCUCAGACCCACCUGUUGUGUUUCAAAAACAACUUGAAUUUAUCUUAAACCUGCCUGCAAGUUAAUUGAGUAAUACUGUAGGAAUGUUCAGACAGAAUGCUUUUGGUUUUGUUGUAUUUUCUAGGUUUUUGUAUCAAUAAAGGGAAUUGUUUAAUCAGGGGCUGCCUUUAGAAAAAUACAGAAAAACAGAAUAAACUGUAUUGUAAAAUCUUGAAUGCACUGUAUUGUAAGUUUUUCUUCAAAUAACUUUGGCUUUUAUACCACUAAAUAAAAAGCACUCAUUUA